Molecule: messenger RNA, 4170 nt
Organism: Anopheles nili
Lineage: Eukaryota; Metazoa; Arthropoda; Insecta; Diptera; Culicidae
Product: adenylate cyclase type 6
Exons: 17
Coding region: 1-4170 (1389 amino acids)
Biological process (GO): intracellular signal transduction; adenylate cyclase-inhibiting G protein-coupled receptor signaling pathway; adenylate cyclase-activating G protein-coupled receptor signaling pathway
Cellular component (GO): plasma membrane
Molecular function (GO): adenylate cyclase activity
Source: RefSeq, a predicted model, not a curated record
AUGACGUCUCCGCUUCCGCUGUUACGUUCGUUUUCGACCGAGAACCAGAAUCGCGACUGGAGCAAGCGUUUCUCGCUGCGCCUCAAGCAGAAGAGCGCCAACGAUGGCAAACUGGACUUUGCGUCGCUGCGCAAGAACAAAUUCGCACGCCGCUGUUCGUCCUUGCGCCAGCAGCCCACCGAGCAGACUACGUCCAGCGUCACGCUGGAGCUGGAGUCCGCUUCGCCGGCACAUUCCAUGACCAUACACGAGAACAGCUCACCGAAGAAACCCAAGUGGGAAGUCAUCGAGCACUUCAAGUCGAACGUUCGGGGGCAGGAGUCGAUCAGCAGCAGUCUCAUAGCGGCCGGAGUGACAGCGUUCAACCUGGACGAUACCAAUUCCAACUACUCCGGCACGCCCUCAAUUCGGAAGAAGAGCUUCCAGAUAUACACAGGCGCAGCCCAGGAAGAGCUCGAGCCACUGAACAACCUAAACGCCAACAACGCCACCGAGGGCGUGUUCGAUACAUCCCGCUGCUGGAACACGGUCAAAUGUUUGUUCAACGGUGUCAUCUGUUCGCACAAGUUUAAAAAUGUCCAGGUGGAAAUGCUAUACCAGCGAUACUUUCUUCGCAUGAAUCAAAGCAAUGCGGUUCACAUCGUGUGGCUUCUGUUAGGAUUAAUAUUUAUCUUAGCGCUAAUACAUCUCGUGUUUACGUUCAUCCUGCAGCAGUCGCUGGAAAGCUGCUACGAAUCGCCCCUGGACGUAGCGCACGUCGGCCAACAAGAACCCACCAACAGCACCAUGCUGGCUGCCAUCGCAUUUGGGAACGGCGGCGCAGCAUACGAAGAUCCGCUCGGCGGCAACAGGUCCGAAGAAGUGCCGCCUGAUCGAACCGAAGGACACGGUGCAACGAAACAACGCGAGCAACGAGAAGGCAACGAAAGCAACGAAAGCUACGGAGCCACUGUGGCCGGUUACCAAGGCAACGAACAGGACGACCCGGGAGGUGUUCGAGCGAACCCGGGCGAAGUAGACUCCCUGGAAUCGGUGGAUACGCGGCAGGCUUCCGGUCAAACAGAUACACCCACCCAGGAAGCGCAACACCGUGUCGGGAAAAAUCGAAACAGAAGGUGGACGCGGGGCCACGCAAAUCCUAGAAACCACGUCGACAGUGGCCACUUCGCAGACAGUGAAGGUGUUGACAACGUGGCGCGUGAUAGCGACAGCAAAUCAAGGGACAAGGAUCUACCCAGGAAGACGGCACCCACCGAGAGCCCAUCGACCGCCCAUCCCAACACCGAAAGUUCACCACCGUCGAUUAUCACUACCGUCGGCAACGUUAGCAGCGACUACUCGGAGGAUGGCGAGAUUCCGCUGUGUAACCGAGACUACUUUACGCUGCUGAAGGACAACAUGACCCAGAUCAUCGUGCUCGGAGUGUGCGCCACCGUGUACGCUUUGCUGCUGAUGUGCCUGUACAAGCAGCGCAUCAACGAGAUCUACCUGUUCCAGGUGUCGUACGUCAUCAUGGUGACGCUGCUCGUGCUGGACGUCUGUUUCAGCUUCACCACGUCGGCAAAAAAAUUCACCUCGUCUGGAGGCUGCACAGUAAUUGCCAUCUACAUCAUCUACACGAUGCUGCCAAUCCGACUGCGUGAAGCCGUCGUCGGAGGCAGCCUACUGUCCAUCUCACACAUCGUGCUGAUGUUCUACCUGAACGAGUCUGACGACAUGGACGUGCUGUACUGCGAUCUGAUCACGUUGGGUUGCACGAACGCAACCGGCAUCUUGCUGCACUGGCCGAAGGAGAAAUCCCAACGAAAAGCAUUCAUGGAAACGCGUCAAUGCGUCGAAGCGCGUCUAAAAAUCCAGCGCGAGAACCAAAAGCAAGAGCAACUGCUGCUAUCGGUUCUACCACGACACGUCGCGAUGGAGAUGAAGAACGACAUCGCAGGACAGCCACGUGAGGCACAGUUCCACAAGAUCUACAUCCAACGGCACGAAAACGUCAGCAUCCUUUUCGCGGACAUCUGCGGUUUCACGAGUCUAAGCGAUCAGUGUACGGCUGAAGAGUUGGUGCGGUUGUUGAACGAGUUGUUCGCUCGGUUUGACCGACUUGCGCAAGAACAUCACUGUCUGCGUAUCAAGCUGCUCGGUGAUUGCUACUACUGCGUAUCCGGGUUACCUGAGGCACGACCAGACCAUGCAAUGUGUGCCGUCGAGAUGGGGCUCGACAUGAUCGACGCGAUCGCACUCGUGCGUGAAGUGAUGGCAGUGAACGUGAACAUGCGCGUCGGUAUCCACACCGGACGUGUGCAUUGUGGCGUGCUUGGGUUGCGCAAAUGGCAGUUCGACGUGUGGUCGAAUGAUGUUACGCUGGCAAAUUACAUGGAGAGUGGUGGCGUGCCGGGUCGAGUACACAUCACCCGUGAAACGUUGCGAUGCCUCGGUGAUCACUACGACGUGGAAGAGGGCCGUGGUGCCGACCGGAACAGUUACCUGAAGGAUCACCAGAUUCAGACGUAUCUGAUCGUACCAAAGGACGCCUCGUACCGACCGCACACGAUGUCGAAGCAAUCGUCGUCGGUGAACGGGAAUGUGUCGAAGGAACUACGCAUGAUGGGUCACUGGUCGAAGAUGGGUUUCAACGACAAAACGGAGCCAAAGAGCACCGAAGAGGAGGUGAACGAGUAUCUAAUCAAGGCGAUCGACGCACGUAGCAUCGAUCGGUUGCGGCUCGAUCACUGCAAACGGUUCCACCUAACGUUCAUCAAGGACGACAUCGAGCGCAAGUACUGCCUCGAACCGGAUCCGAUGCUGAACGUCUACUUCUACUGCAGCACCAUCAUCUUCUUCGGCAUCAUGUCGAUACAGGUGCUCGUAUUUUCGCUGGACCACUACAGCUACUGGGUGUACGGCAUCCUGACGCUAGCGCUUCUCGUGUCCUGCGUGCCGGUGUUCACCCGGGAGGAUAUGAAAGUGUACACCUUCUUUCGGACGCUGUCGCAAAAAAUCCACGGCCAUCGAGAGAUUGCCCAAGUGAUAUCGCUCUGCGUCGUCAUUACUGUGAUAAUUUUAUCUUACUACAAACUGACUUUAAUUUUUUAUCUAUCGCUAUACGACGAGUACCCGCUCGUGCGGCCUAGUAAUUGUAAGGAGUCGAAAAUUAUCAAUAUUCUGCUAUUGCUUACCUUGCUUGCCUUACUGACCUGUGCGGUGCAUCAGUUUAUCAAAAUUUUAUUCAAAAUCCUACUGCUGAUUGCCAUCCUCGUGCUGUACGUGGCAUCCGUCGUCGUCCUGGCGCUCAUCUUCGAGCGUCACUGCGAACCGUGGUUCCUGACGACGGAACGGUUCCUGAUCGACGUUGCGUUUCUGGUGGUGUUCGUAAUCGGUCAGAUUAUGCACAGCCAGCAGACGGAGAUCACGCGUCGGCUGGACUUUAUCUGGAAACUGCAAGCGACGGAAGAGAAAGAGGACAUGGAACACCUGCAGGCUUACAAUCGGAAGCUGUUGGCAAACAUCCUGCCGGUGCAUGUUGCGGACCACUUUCUCAUGAGAGAGAAGAACAUUGAAGAGAUUUAUCACGAGCAGUGCGACACGGCGUGUGUGAUGUUCGCCUCGAUUCCGAACUUUUCCGAGUUCUACAUCGAGCUGGAGGGCAACAACGAAGGUGUCGAGUGUUUGCGCCUGCUAAACGAGAUCAUCGUCGACUUUGACGAGCUGCUCGGACUCGAGCGGUUCCGUUUCGUGGAGAAGAUCAAGACAACUGGCUCCACGUAUAUGGCUGCAUCCGGGCUGACGGCGAAUAGCAGCGACAAGAACGACUUCCAGCACGUGUUCGCAAUGCUCGACUACGCGUUGGAGCUGUUCCAGAAGAUCACGGACGUCAACGAACAUUCCUUCAACAAUUUCCGCAUGCGUAUCGGAAUCAACAUCGGCCCAGUGGUGGCAGGAGUGAUCGGCACUCGAAAACCACAGUACGACAUUUGGGGUAAUGCAGUGAACGUCGCCUCACGGAUGGACUCGACCGGCCUAAUGGACCACAUCCAGGUCACGGAGGACAUCUACCAGAUCGUGAAGGAUCGCGGAUACAACCUAACUUGCCGCGGGACGGUCAACGUUAAGGGCAAAGGCACGAUGAUCACCUACCUGAUGCCAGGUUUACCCAAGGAGCAAAGCAACUAG